UCUUCCUCGCUGUCCAGGAUUGUGGACAAUUUGUUGUUGAGUUAAUGUUUGAUGCGCUAACUUAGACAGAGAGAGUAACUUGCAUUCGCUUUUUCUUUUUACCAAAGCAGCUUUCUCCGCAUCUCCACUGUUGGAUCUUGGCUGAAGUUUUCCCACCUGUCCGGCCUCCUCCUCCUCCUCUUCCUCACACAACACCAGUGUGUCUGGAUCAGCUUCACACCUACCAGGCUUUAGCAGAGUUUUCUAACACCGUUUUUUUUUUUGUUAGAGUUUUAAGAUCAUCAUGGGUAGCAUGUCGGAUGUGUUUAGGUGGAUGUGGUACCACAGAAACUACAUCAUCAUCUUCAUCACGCCACUCGCCUUUCUUCCUCUGCCUCUGAUUGUUCCCACCUCGUAUUCACAGGAAGCAAAAUGUGGCUAUGUGAUCAUCCUGAUGGCUUUGUAUUGGUGCACGGAGUGCAUGCCUCUGGCUGUGACCGCUCUCCUCCCUGUCGUCCUGUUCCCAAUGAUGGGCAUCAUGAAGGCUGGAGAUGUCAGUAUUGAGUAUUUGAAAGACUCCAACAUGCUGUUUGUGGGCGGUCUCUUGGUGGCCAUUGCAGUGGAGCACUGGAACCUUCAUAAACGCAUCGCUCUGCGGGUUCUUCUCCUGGUCGGUGUUCGUCCAGCCCUGUUGAUGAUGGGAUUCAUGAUUGUGUCGGCCUUCCUGUCUAUGUGGAUCAGCAACACAGCCACCACAGCCAUGAUGCUGCCCAUCUCUCAGGCUGUGCUGCAUCAGCUGCAGGCGACAGAGACACGGGCAGAAGAACGAGACCUCCAGAGCGCAGCAGAAGAUAACCUCGGGUUUGAGAUGGAGAGCAGAAAAAUCAAGGAGGGAAUCCCAGAUGAGAAAAACACAGACACAAAGCUGCAGCAGGAGAAUGGAAUAGUUUUGCCUCAAGUGACUCCAGAGUCCAUGAAGGAGAACACGAGGAACGAAACAGAGGAAAAGUACAGCCGCCUGACGAAAGGAAUGAGCCUGAGUGUGUGCUACUCUGCGAGCAUCGGUGGCACUGCUACCCUGACAGGCACCACUCCCAACCUCAUCCUCAAGGGUCAAGUAGACAAGCUCUUCCCUGGGAAUGGGGAUGUGAUCAACUUUGCCAGCUGGUUUGGCUUUGCUUUUCCCAACAUGGUGCUCAUGCUGGCGAUCUCCUGGCUCUGGCUUCAGUUCAUGUUUCUUGGCUUCAACCUGAAGAAGUCUUUCGGUUGUGGCAUGAAAAGUGACAGAGAUAAAGAGGCGUAUGCAGUGAUGAAAGAGGAGUACAAGAAGCUGGGGGGCAUGAAGUUUGCUGAAGGAGCAGUACUCACCAUCUUCAUUUUGCUUGUGCUGCUGUGGUUCACCAGAGAGCCAGGCUUCAUACCUGGCUGGGCCACAGUUCUCUUCAACAAAGAGGAUUCGUUUGUGUCAGAUGGAACAGUGGCCAUCUUUAUGUCAAUGCUCUUCUUUGUCAUCCCGUCUCGGCUGCCAUCAUGUGGCAGCUAUGGUUUCACCGAGGCAGGUAAAAGGAUUAAGGCACCUCCAACUCUGCUGAACUGGCAGGUGGUCCAUGAGAGGAUGCCCUGGAACAUCAUCCUGCUGCUGGGAGGAGGAUUCGCUCUGGCUGCCGGCAGUGAGAUUUCAGGUUUGUCUAAAUGGCUUGGAGCUAGUCUGGCUCCCCUGCAGAAAAUGCCUCCGUUUGCCAUCUCCAUUCUGCUCAGUCUGCUGGUGGCAACAUUCACCGAAUGCUCCAGCAACACAGCAACCACCACCCUGUUCCUGCCCAUUCUUGCUUCAAUGGCCACAACUAUCCAGUUGCACCCGCUUUACGUGAUGCUGCCUUGCACCAUCGCUGCCUCUCUUGCUUUCAUGCUGCCUGUUGCCACACCACCCAACGCCAUCGCCUUCUCGUUUGGAAACCUCAAGGUUAUUGACAUGGUGAAAGCUGGAUUCAUACUGAACAUCAUUGGGAUCCUCUGCGUAAAUUUGGGCAUCAACACCUGGGGAUACAUCAUGUUUGACAUGGGCACGUUUCCUCAGUGGGCCAAUAAUACCCACAGUAAACCCUGAGUGGCUGCCUGUAAUGCCUUUGAAAGUAUUUCUAUAUCUGUUGGCACAUCGUGAAGUGGGGUCUGAUCAGAGCUGAGUAAAUUUGAUAACUUAUUUUAUGUAUAAGUUUUGAUGCAUAAAAGACAUUACUCAGGUUUAUCCUGAGUCCCAUCCACUGACCAGUAAGAAAAGCUUUUAAAAAGAAACAACUGGGGUGCUGUGGUGGCACAGGGGCAAAGCAUGACCCACGUUGAGGCCUUAGUCCUUGUAGCGGUGGUCGUAGGU
Xiphophorus couchianus (Monterrey platyfish) is the source of this 2350-nucleotide messenger RNA. RefSeq names its product solute carrier family 13 member 2-like. The coding region runs from base 284 to 2086 and encodes 600 amino acids. Lineage: Eukaryota; Metazoa; Chordata; Actinopteri; Cyprinodontiformes; Poeciliidae. The record is from RefSeq and is a predicted model, not a curated record. The transcript is spliced from 12 exons. Gene Ontology annotation, cellular component: plasma membrane. Gene Ontology annotation, molecular function: succinate transmembrane transporter activity; sodium:dicarboxylate symporter activity; alpha-ketoglutarate transmembrane transporter activity. Gene Ontology annotation, biological process: alpha-ketoglutarate transport; fumarate transport; succinate transmembrane transport.